CAGCCUGGCUGUUCUUUGACAGCUGCUCGGUCCUUGACGUCAGGGUGUUGUAUGUCCGCUAUGAUACUCGGCGACGUGUCAUCGACCAUUUAACUGUAUGACAGUCAGUUUACACUGCGAGUGAGACACGUCUUUUAAGACCAAGCUGACGUCUCGUCCGAGUUUGUUUUUUAAAUUUAGCUACUAAGCUCGUGAGCUAACUAACUAGCAUUGCUGACAGCUAGCUAGCAACUUGUUAGCCGGCUAGCAACAGGGAUCCUCCCAGCACUGUGAUGGCUAGCAAGCGAUAGCGACACUUUCUCUUUCCAAAUUUGGUAACUGCGUAAAUAUUUUCUCAAUAUUUAUUUACAUUAUUUUAAUUUAACAAGACGUGUGUUGUUAGCUCUGCUUGGGCUUUCUCUGUUUAGCCAGUGUUUCGUGGUGAGUGUGGUUUUUCUGUACAGGUUAAGGUCAGCAGUCAUUGUUUAUCGAGGCUCAGCUGUGUCUAGCUGCCUCUAUUGUUUACAUGGAUACGGUCAGCUGAAGUGCACCGCGGGCAUGUGCUCGUUACAAUACUGGAUCAGCUGCACAACAACCUCAGUGGACAUGUGGAAAUGGAGCUGGGAGGUAGCUAACAUCUAUCUACAGCCGACUCUACCGAAAUGAGGAUGACCGGGGCUUUGAAGGAGGACAGCUGUGCCUGCUGGACUGUUUGACUUUGUGUGGGCGUUGGACAAAGGACAGGAGUGUGUUUGCCCAUAUCAAAGCUUAACCGAAAGCUAGACGAGAUGCGGAGAGUAGGAAAUAUACUGUGCCGGGAACUGGUCCACAUCUCUGGCACUGGGAUGCUUCUGAAGACCCUCCUGAUCUCCAGUCUGCUUGGCUGGGCGACAUGUCAAGAGAGCCAGAGCAUGACACCUGAGGAGAAGACUGUUAUUAGGGACCAGAUUAUUGAAAUGUUUGACCACGCUUAUGGCAGUUACAUGAAAUACGCCUAUCCAGCAGAUGAGCUGAUGCCUCUCAGCUGCAGGGGGAGAGUUCGCGGUCAGGAGCCAAAUAGAGGGGACAUAGAUGACUCCUUGGGGAAGUUUUCUCUCACACUGAUCGACACCCUUGAUACCCUGGUGGUGUUAAACAAGCUUGAUGAGUUUGAGGACGCAGUGAGGAAGGCUGUGACAGAUGUGCGCCUGGACAACGAUGUGGUGGUGUCUGUGUUUGAGACCAACAUCAGAGUGUUAGGAGGGCUUCUGGGAGCCCACGUGAUGGCCGACCUGCUACGGCAGCGUGGGGAGAGGAUGCAGUGGUAUCGUGAUGAGCUCCUACACAUGGCCAAAGAGCUGGGCCAUCGAUUACUGCCUGCCUUUAACACCACAAGUGGCCUUCCCUACCCUAAGGUGAAUCUGCGGUACGGAGUCCUCAACCCACUUUCACGCACAGGCACUGAAUCGGACACUUGCACAGCAUGUGCUGGAACAAUGAUCCUGGAGUUUGCAGCCCUCAGCAGACUGUCAGGAGAGUCUGUGUUUGAGGAACAUGCAAGGAAGGCGCUGGAUGUCCUCUGGCAGAGAAGACAGAGGGGAAGUGACUUGGUGGGGACUGUCAUCAAUAUCCAUAAUGAAGAAUGGGUCCGGAGGGACAGUGGAGUUGGUGCUGGUAUCGACUCAUACUAUGAAUAUUUGAUGAAGGCCUACAUUCUUCUGGGCGACAAUGUUUUUCUGGAGAGGUUCAACAUUCACUACAGUGCCAUUAUGAAGUACAUCAGUCAGCCUCCCCUGCUGCUCAACGUACACAUGCACAACCCCACUGUGAGCGUGCGUAGCUGGAUGGAUUCACUCUUGGCAUUUUUCCCCGGCUUACAGGUUUUGAGAGGAGAUUUGAAACCAGCUAUUGAGACUCAUGAAAUGCUUUACCAAGUCACCAAACAGCACAAGUUCCUUCCAGAGGCUUUCACUACAGAGUUCAGAGUUCACUGGGGCCAACACCUCCUGAGACCAGAGUUUGCAGAAAGCACCUACUACCUCUAUAAGGCCACUGGCGACCCCUACUACCUCAGAGUGGGACAGUCCAUCGUGGAAAAGCUCAAUGCCUACGCCAGGGUGCCUUGCGGGUUUGCUGCUGUGCAAGAUGUCCGCACUGGGACACAUGAAGACAGGAUGGACUCAUUCUUUCUGGCUGAGAUGUUUAAAUACCUGUACCUGCUGUUUUCGGAGAAGAGCCAGCUGCCCAUCGAUGUUGACGACUACAUCUUCACCACGGAGGCUCACCUUCUCCCUGUGUCUCUCUCCACCACCCAGCCGCCCUGUCAAAGCAACAAUACGGAGACUGUUCCUGUAUCUCACGAGGAAGAUCUGUUCACACACUCCUGCCCCAGCAUGGAGACCUUGUUCCCCAACAAUCCCUCAUUUGCCAAAACCAUUCGGGACAGCUACAAGUACCUCACUGGGGUGGGACGAGCCCUCCACCCCUUACCUGUCAGGGAAAUUGAACUGCCGCUCCAUGAUAGUGGGAUGGAGCCAGUAGAGUUCUUGAAAAGCAUGGGCAUUUCUCUCACUCCACUGAAUGAGGUCAUGGCAGGAGACUUGGGAAGUCGGAAGGAGCAUAAAGGAGUGUACCGGGUAAAGCUUGUGGCAGAGGUGAGCCACACGGAGGAGGAGGAGGUGGUGCCGCAUGUUGUUCAGCUCAUAUCACCCCCGUUUCUGGGUAGGACAGUCCUCACAGCAGGACCUGCCAAGUUCGGGAUGGACCUUACGAAGCAGGAGCAUGGGGUUAAGGGCAGCAUCGUGAAAGCCUCUCCCUACACUGCAUGCGGACCAAUAGAUAACACAGUGGAGCUUAAAGGGCAUAUUGCUCUGGCACUGCGUGGUGACUGCAUGUUCGCUGUUAAGGCUCGUCGGCUGCAGGAGGCAGGAGCCAUAGGAGUCAUCUUUAUAGACCACCGAGAGGGAAGCAAUAGUGAGGAAACUCCCCUCUUCCAGAUGGUUGGAGAUGGCGACUCCACUGAAGACAUCACCCUGCCGUUGGUGUUCGUGUUCAACCGCGAGGGUGCUGUGCUCACAGCAGCUCUGGAGGAACAACACAAUGUGGAUGUGCUGCUGCUGCCCAAAGAGAGGCAGCUUGGACAUGAUAAGACAGACAAACCCCUCGGCAUGAACAUCAAACUCCGCCUGGCAGAGGAGGGGGAGCUGGAGGAGGGAGCAUCCAGAGGGCCCACCUUGGAGUUUGUGUUGGAGAAACAGGAGGUGCUUCUUAAGGAGGAGGAGGACGAAGAGCUCAGAGGACGACAACAGCCGCAGCGGUUCUGCACAGUGGCAGCAGAGACAGACAGAACUGAACCGUGUUCAGCUGAUACCUCUCAAACCACAAACUCUGACAGUAGACCAGAUGCAAACCCCUGACCACUGCUGAUCCCAAAGCUGCCAAGUUUCCUAACACUGAUCUCUUGUCAGUUUCUGAAUGGCGUGUGCCUCAGAGCCCCUCACUGCCCUACAUGGAGCCCUAACUGACCCAGCCUGCAUGUUUACAGCCGAUGGAGGAGCGCAAAGCAGUGUGAUGGCCCCUUUGCAUCCUGUCUUGACUAUGAAACCUAAAGAUGGUCCUACGUUUAUUAGACAGAGAGUCAAAGUGGGGCUGCAGGUCUCUCUGAAACGAGGGAUGUCAUGAGACUAAAACAGGUAGCUGAAGGACAAAGACUGUAGGUUCAGAUGGCUGGGCUGUUACUGCCCACACCGAGCCUGUAGUGUUGCUAUUGUAGGCACAUACACGGUGUUGAUAAUGACGUAGAUCAUCAACUAGAAUUUAAAAUUACCUCACCUCGGAGGAAAACAUAGACAAAGCAAAAUGUACUCAGCUAGGUUUUUAUGCAAUGCAGUUUGUUUUUAAUGUAGAGUGCACCUUUUCACUUCAAUAACUACUGUUAAAUAUUCAGUGAGAGCAGAUGGAAUAUUACCCGGCCAGUAGGUGGCGUUAGCUGCCAUAACUUCUCAGUAACAUAGUGGAUGAAGGAGAUGAGCUGGGGCCAAUUUGGAAAGUUGAUUUUUAUUUUGUACCAGUAAGCAACUUCAGGGAAUUUCAAGAGUCAAUGCAGUUUGCUAGGUUGACCCAUUUGAGGAAAUGUUUGUGUGUGUGUUGUGCAUUUCCUUUUUGCUAUAGUGUAUGUGUGAGUGUGUGUAAUAAUACCCAAGAAAGUGUCUCAGCUAGAUCAUCAGUGCUGUCAGAUGACCCCCCCUGUCGUUACAAAGACGUUAUGCGAGGGUUUAAGAGUAAAAACUCUGUCGGAUUGACCACCGUGAAUCAUUUUUCUGGCUGAAUGCUACUUUUUCCCCGGCCCAUUAACACCUGUCUAGUCACUAUUAGAUUGUAACCAUGUCAUUUUAAAAACAUCGCCAGAAAAUUACCAAAGCUGGUUUUCUUGCAAGCGAAGUCUACAUGUACGUAACUCUGGUUUACUUCCAGAUGCAGCAUCACAGGUUGGUCUGCAGUCCCAGACUGCAAUGCACUUCGAAACACGGGUAUGAUCAUCUGUGGCAGAUUCAUUUCUUUUUGUUUGUUGCAAUAAUUGCAGUCAUAUAUGCUCCUAUUUACAUUACAUUGUGCCAUGAUGCAAUGGUCAUAGCCGCCUUAAAAUGUAAGUAGAAUGUCACAGGUUAAAUUUAAAUUUAAGUUUUGCAUUAUCUGAAAUGGUAACAGUCAAACUAGAAAGGCUCAUUAAAUCCUGUACGUCUCUUACACUCUCUUAACAAUAUUCCGGGCAUUUUUAUGUGCAAUUAUUUUAUGCAACACUUCAUAAAGAUGCACAACUCUUUAAUCAGUUUGUUCAUAUUCACUUUAUUCUCACUAAUUAUUUGUUGCAUGAUUUUUGUCUUGUGUGGUACAUUAAAUGUGAGCCUAUGUUUGAGUGGGGUAAACACUUCUCAUGCCAGAGUAUGUUGUGGUUUAUGUUUGUACAGUGGACCUGUUCCUGAUGCUGCUGAGUUCAUUUGAAGUUUUAAUCCAACAUGACACUCUUUAUUUUUUUGGUUGUUGUUGAGCCUGUAUGAGGCUCUGCCAACCCGUAUACCUCAGGACUGUUUACGUCUCCGCUCACGCACAGAAGAAGACCGUGAACAAGAAGUAGGGGAUUCUUUUUUUUUUUUUCUUCAUGCUAUUUAAUUUUCUGCAGUUCUCUAAGGUAUUUGUUGAUCAGUGGAUGAAAGACAAAAAGUGCCAUAAGAGAUGCAUGACAUGGCUCCUGUUUCUGUUUCACAUCCUGUCUGUAUUUAGUUUCUGACUGUAAGCUGAGGCAAUCCCGUUAAUAAAUUUGAAAUCACCAUUAUUAAA
This is a messenger RNA of Epinephelus lanceolatus (giant grouper), 5295 nucleotides long. RefSeq names its product ER degradation-enhancing alpha-mannosidase-like protein 3. Gene Ontology annotation, biological process: endoplasmic reticulum mannose trimming; mannose trimming involved in glycoprotein ERAD pathway; carbohydrate metabolic process. Gene Ontology annotation, cellular component: endoplasmic reticulum; membrane. Lineage: Eukaryota; Metazoa; Chordata; Actinopteri; Perciformes; Serranidae. The record is from RefSeq and is a predicted model, not a curated record. Gene Ontology annotation, molecular function: mannosyl-oligosaccharide 1,2-alpha-mannosidase activity; calcium ion binding.